AUGGCUCCGUCUGUCGAUACCGUGACUCUGGCCUCGGGCCAUAAGAUGCCUUUGGUCGGCUUUGGGUUGUGGAAAGUGCCUGCCGACAAGGCUGCCGAUAUCGUCUAUAAUGCCAUCAAAGUCGGCUACCGUCUCUUCGACGGAGCAUACGACUACCAGAACGAGCACGAGGCCGGGCUGGGCAUCAAGCGCGCCAUCCACGAGGGCCUGGUCAAGCGCGAGGACAUCUUCGUCACGACCAAGCUGUGGAACAACUACCAUGCCAAAGAACAUGCCUUGGCCAUGGCCAAGGCCCAGAACGACGCCUGGGGGCUGGGGUACAUUGAUCUGUAUCUGAUGCAUUUCCCCAUUGCUCUGAAAUACAUUGAGCCCGAGAAGCUACGGUAUCCGGGCUGGUGGAUGGACGCCGAACAAAAAACCAUCGAACGCGCCAACGUGCCGCUCAAAGAAACGUGGGAGGCGCUCGAACAGGUCGUCGACGCAGGCAUCGCCAAGUCGAUCGGCAUCUCCAACGCCCAGGCCCAGACCAUCUACGACAUACAGACGUACGCGCGUCACCCGAUCUCCUCGCUGCAGAUCGAACACCACCCGUACCUGGUGCAGCCGGACCUCGUGGAACUCGCCCGCGAAGAGAAGAUCGUCAUCACCGCCUACUCGUCCUUCGGCCCGCAGAGCUUCCUGGAACUGCCCCCGGCCUUCCGCAAACGCUCCGAGACCGUGCCGACUCUGUUCGAGGUCGACGUCGUCAAGAAGGCCGCCCAGCGCACGGGCAAGACCCCCGCCCAGGUCCUGUUGCGCUGGGCCACCCAGAGGAACAUCGCCGUCAUCCCCAAGUCGAACAAUGUCAAUCGGCUCCAGCAGAACCUCGAGGCCACGGACUUCGAUCUGACCGAUGCCGAAAUCGAGGCCAUCUCCGCGCUGGACAAGGGCCUGCGCUUCAAUGAUCCGGGUUUCUAUCUCGACAAGCCACUGCGGAUCUUUGCAUAG
Molecule: messenger RNA, 987 nt
Organism: Capronia coronata CBS 617.96
Lineage: Eukaryota; Fungi; Ascomycota; Eurotiomycetes; Chaetothyriales; Herpotrichiellaceae
Exons: 3
Coding region: 1-987 (328 amino acids)
Cellular component (GO): cytosol
Molecular function (GO): aldose reductase (NADPH) activity
Source: RefSeq, a predicted model, not a curated record